CAGGACCCUGCGGAGGGGUAAGAGCACCCUCAGGCCCUCUCUCCUUUGUCUCUGGUUCGCCUAGUCACCUGCACUCCAGCCCCUGCUCCUUGCCCAUCCCAACCUUCCCGGCCUGGCACCCCGGAAGCCACUGCGAGGAGGGCCGUGGCCAGGCUCAGCCUCGCGCUGCCCCCAGGCGGCCAGGGCCAGAUGGCCCAGGGCAGCAGAGGGCGGAAAAUGGUUCUUACGGCGGGGGUCGAGGGCUGUUGCCCACCUUCAGGGCCCGACAUGGAGGAGCUGCUCCGGGGCGUGGAGAGAGACCUGAACAUCGACGCCCGGCAACUGGCCCCGGCGCCGGGGGGCACCCACGUGGUGGCCCUAGUGCCCGCGCGUUGGCUGGCAGGUCUCCGCGAGCGCCGGCUGGGACCCUGUCCCCGGGCCGAAGGCCUGGGUGAAGCGGAAGUCAGGACCCUGCUGCAACGCUCCGUACAGAGGCUGCCCUCGGGCUGGACGCGAGUGGAGGUGCACGGGCUGCGGAAACGGAGACUGUCUUACCCGCUGGGCGGAGUCUUGCCAUCCGAAGAGGGGUCCUGUAGCCCCGAAACUCUCACUCGCUUCAUGCAGGAGGUGGCGGCCCAGAAUUACCGGAACCUGUGGCGCCAUGCAUACCACACUUACGGGCAGCCGUACAGGCACAGCGCUGCCCCGUCAGCUGUGCCUGCCCUGGACUCUGUACGGCAGGCUCUACAGAGGGUCUACGGAUGCGCCUUCCUGCCGGUGGGCGAAUCCGGACAGUGUCCAUCAAGUGUCAGAGAUGGGCCCUGCGCCUCUCGGGGCAGCCCUGCCUGCCCCAGCCUUUUGCGAGCUGAGGCCCUGCUGGAGUCACCGGAGAUGUUGUAUGUGGUUCAUCCUUAUGUGCCAUUCUCCCUGCAUGAUGUCGUUACCUUCAGCCCUGCCAAGCUGACCAACAGCCAAGCCAAGGUGCUCUUCAUUCUCUUUCGUGUCCUGAGGGCCAUGGACGCCUGCCACCGCCAGGGGCUGGCCUGUGGAGCCCUGUCUUUGCACCACAUUGCUGUGGAUGAGAAGCUUUGCAGCGAGCUCCGGCUGGACUUGAGUGCUUACGAGAUGCCUUCUGAGGACGGGAACCAGGACGUCUCUGUAGGAAAAAACGGGACAGGUAUUAGGUCCGAAAAAGAGGGGGCAGGGAGACCCGAGUGCCCCACCUGUCAGAAGGAACUUAGGGGCCUUGUGCUGGACUGGGUCCAUGGCCGAAUCAGCAACUUCCACUACCUCAUGCAGCUGAAUCGGCUGGCAGGUCGACGGCAGGGGGAUCCCAACUAUCACCCAGUGCUGCCCUGGGUGGUGGACUUUACCACGCCCUAUGGGCGCUUCCGAGACCUCCGGAAAUCCAAGUUCCGACUCAACAAGGGAGAUAAGCAGUUGGACUUCACUUAUGAGAUGACCCGGCAGGCGUUUGUAGCAGGUGGUGCGGGAGGGAGCGGGGAGCCGCCCCACGUCCCGCACCACAUCUCAGACGUGCUCUCCGACAUCACGUACUAUGUCUACAGGGCUCGGCGCACGCCCCGCGCGGUGCUCUGUGGGCACGUCCGGGCGCAGUGGGAGCCGCACGAGUACCCCGCCACCAUGGAGCGGAUGCAGACCUGGACGCCUGAUGAGUGCAUCCCCGAAUUCUACACAGACCCCUCCAUCUUUUGCUCCAUUCACCCUGACAUGCCCGACCUGGAUGUGCCUGCCUGGUGCAGCUCCAACGAGGAGUUUGUGGCUGCCCACAGGGCGCUGCUGGAGAGCUGGGAGGUGUCCCAGGACCUGCACCACUGGAUUGAUCUUACUUUUGGCUACAAACUCCAGGGCAAGGAGGCUGUGAAGGAGAAGAAUGUGUGUCUGCAUCUGGUGGAUGCCCACACCCACCUGACCAGCUAUGGUGUGGUGCAGCUCUUUGACCAGCCACACCCCCAGCGCCUGGCUGGGACUUCCGCUCUGGCUCCUGAGCCUCCCCUCGUCCCCCGGCUGCUGAUGCAGACCAUUCAGGAGGCCACAGGCCAGGAGGACAUUUCAGGACAGCUUAUAAAUGGUGCGGGCAGGCUUGUGUUAGAGGCCACUCCAUGUGAGACUGGCUGGACUAGAGACAGGCCGGUGUCGGGGGAAGAUGAUUUAGAACAGGCUACAGAAGCUCUGGAUUCCAUCUCCCUCCCUGGGAAAGCUGGGGACCAGCCAGCCGUUUCCUCCAGUCAGGCCUCACCUGGCCUGUUGUCCUUUUCAGCAACUUCAGGCUCUCGACCAGGCUGCAGGAGCAAAGCGUCUGGGUUGGACCCUGGGGAGGGCAAAGAAGGGAGGAUUGUUCUUCCGGAGGGCUUCAGUCCCUUACAAGCCUUGGAGGAGCUGGAGAAAAUGGGUAACUUCCUGGCCAAAGGCCUAGGGAGCCAAUUGGAGGUACCUGACCAGCCUCAGGUCCAGCCACCCGUGCACCUACAGAGCCUCUUUCAUCGAGACAUGCAGGCACUGGGUGUCCUGUUGGCUGAGAUGGUGUUUGCCACCAGGGUCCGGACACUGCAGCCUGAUGCGCCUUUGUGGGUACGCUUUGAAGCUGUUCGGGGUCUCUGCACACGCCACUCCAAGGACAUCCCGGUGUCUCUGCAGCCUGUGCUGGACACACUUCUGCAGUUGAGUGGACCCAAAAGUCCCAAGGUGGUGAAGAAGGGCAGGCUAGACCCGCUGUUUGAGUACAGGCCUGUUUCCCAGGGGUUGCCCCCACCCAGCCCAGCCCAGCUCCUCAGCCCCUUCAGCUCUGUGGUCCCCUUCCCUCCAUACUUCCCAGCUCUGCACAAGUUCAUUCUCUUGUAUCAGGCCAGGCGUGUGGAAGACGAGGUCCAGGGGCGGGAGCUGGUGUUUGCUUUAUGGCAACAACUGGGUGCUGUGCUAAAUGACAUCACUCCCGAGGGCUUGGAAAUCCUGCUGCCUUUUGUGCUAUCACUCAUGUCUGAAGAGCACACGGCUGUGUACACAGCCUGGUAUCUUUUUGAACCUGUUGCCAAGGCCCUGGGCCCCAAAAAUGCCAAUAAGUACCUCCUGAAGCCUCUCAUUGGUGCCUAUGAGAGCCCCUGCCGGCUGCAUGGCCGCUUCUACCUGUACACUGACUGUUUUGUGGCCCAGCUGGUGGUGCGGUUGGGCCUGCAGGCCUUCCUCGUCCAUCUGCUGCCCCAUGUUCUGCAGGUACUGGCUGGCGCGGAGGCCUCCCAGGAGGAGGGCAAAGGCCUGGUCGGGACCACUGAGGAUGAGGAAAGCGAGCUUCCAAGGUCCGGGCCUGGCUCCUGUGCCUUUGGGGAGGACAUUCAGAUAGAUGGGGACCCUGCUGCUUCCUCAGGCCUGGGGCUCCCAGACUACAGGUCGGGCGUCAGCUUCCACGACCAGGCCGACCUGCCAGACACGGAGGACUUCCAAGCCGGCCUCUAUGUGGCUGAGUCUCCACAGCCCCAGGAAGCUGAGGCUGUGAGCCUGGGCCAGCUGAGUGACAAGAGCAGUGCUAGCGAGGCCUCACAGGGCGAGGAGCGGGGUGGCGAUGAUGGCGGUGCCCCUAUGGACAAGAACAGCCUCCAGUCAGGUGACAGUAGCCAGGACUUGAAGCAGAGUGAGGGCUCCGAGGAAGAGGAGGAGGAGGAAGGCUGUGUGGUGUUGGAGGAGGAGGAAGAACAAGAUGACGUUACAGGAGCAUCUGAGCUCGCCCUGUCUGACACAAUGCUGUCCAUGGAGACGGUUGUGGCUCCUGGUGAUGGACAAGACAGAGAAGAAGAAGAGGAGCCCCUGACAGAGCAGGCGGAAGGCAAAGAACAGAAGAUCCUCCUGGAUACAACCUGCAAGAUGGUCCGCUGGCUGUCCGCCAAGCUUGGCCCCACGGUGGCCUCUCGCUAUGUGGCCCGGAACCUGCUGCGCCUGCUGACAUCGUGUUAUAUCGGGCCCACUCGGCAGCAGUUCACAGUCAGCGGUGGCGAGAGCCCCCCGUUGAGCGCCGGCAACAUCUACCAGAGGAGGCCAGUCCUGGGUGAUAGAGUGUCGGGGCCCGUGCUCAGCUGUCUGCUCCACAUCGCCCACCUGUAUGGAGAGCCCGUCCUCACCUACCAGUACCUGCCGUACAUCAGCUACCUGGUGGCCCCGGGGAGCAACUCAAGCCCCAGCCGACUGAACAGCCGCAAGGAGGCAGGGCUGCUGGCGGCCGUGACGCUGACUCAGAAGAUCAUCGUGUACCUCUCGGACACGACCCUCAUGGACAUUCUGCCCCGCAUCAGCCACGAGGUCCUGCUGCCUGUGCUCAGCUUCCUCACCUCCCUCGUCACAGGGUUCCCCAGUGGGGCCCAGGCCCGGACUGUCCUGUGCGUGAAGACCAUUAGUCUCAUCGCCCUCAUCUGCUUGCGCAUUGGCCAGGAGAUGGUCCAGCAGCACCUGAGCGAGCCGGUAGCCACCUUCUUCCAAGUCUUCUCUCAUCUGCACGAGCUCCGGCAGCAGGAUCUGCAGCUGGAUCCCAAGGUCUGUACCGAGGGCCAGCUGCCAGAGGCGACCUUCUCUGAUGGGCAGCGUCGGCCGGUGGACCCCUCCCUGCUGGAAGAGCUGCAGAAGGUGUUCACCCUGGAGAUGGCCUACACCAUCUACGUCCCCUUCUCCUGCCUGUUGGGCGACAUCAUCCGAAAGAUCAUCCCCAACCACGAGCUGGUCGGGGAGCUGGCAGGACUGUAUCUGGAAAGCAUGAGCCCGAGCGCUCGCAACCCAGCCAGCAUGGAGCCCAGCAUGCCUAGUGCCGGCCCUGAAUGGAACCCUCAGGGUGGGGGCUGUUUCCGGGAUGAUGGACACUCGGGGACCUUUGGGAGUGUCCUGGUUGGAAACCGCAUCCAGAUCCCAGACUCUCAGCCCGAGAGUCCUGGGCCACUGGGCUCCAUGUCUGGAGUGGGUGUUGGGGGCCUCAGUAACAGGAGUGAAGACAAUGCCCUGAAGCGAGAGCUUCCCCGGAGUGCCCACGGCCUGAGCGGGAACUGGCUGGCGUACUGGCAGUAUGAGAUCGGUGUGAGCCAGCAGGAUGCCCACUUCUGCUUCCACCAGAUCCGCCUGCAAAGUUUCCCUGGUCACACGGGGGCCGUCAAAUGUGUGGCCACCCUGAGCAGUGAAGAUUUCUUUCUGAGUGGCAGCAAGGACCGUACUGUGCGCCUGUGGCCACUGUACAACUAUGGGGAUGGGACCAGUGAGACGGCCCCCCGCCUCAUCUAUGCCCAGCACCGCAAGAGCGUCUUCUACGUGGGCCAGCUCGAAGCCCCGCAGUACGUGGUGAGCUGUGAUGGGGCAGUGCACAUCUGGGACCCCUUCACAGGGAAGACCCUUCGCACGGUGGACCCCUCAGACAGCCGGGUGCCCCUGACCGCUGUAGCUGUCAUGCCUGCUCCCCACACCAGCAUCACCAUGGCCAGCUCUGACUCCACCCUGCGCUUUGUGGACUGCAGGAAGCCUGGCUUGCAGCAUGAGUUCCGACUGGGCGGAGGGCUGAACCCUGGGCUUGUUCGCUCCUUGGCAGUCAGCCCCAGUGGCCGUAGUGUUGUCGCUGGCUUCUCCUCGGGCUUCAUGGUGCUCCUGGACACCCGCACGGGCCUGGUUCUACGAGGCUGGCCAGCCCAUGAAGGGGACAUUCUGCAGAUCAAGGCCGUGGAGGGCAGCACGAUAGUGAGCUCCUCUUCCGACCAUUCCCUGACGGUCUGGAAGGAGCUGGAGCAGAAGCCCACACACCACUACAGGUCGGCAUCCGAUCCCAUCCACACCUUCGACUUGUAUGGCAGCGAGGUGGUCACUGGCACUGUGGCCAACAAGAUCGGCGUCUGUUCUCUGCUUGAGCCACCCUCCCAGGCUACCACAAAGCUCAGUUCUGAGAACUUCCGUGGCACACUCACCAGCCUGGCCGUGCUGCCUACAAAACGCCACCUUCUGCUGGGCUCGGACAAUGGCAUCACCCGCCUCCUGGCAUAGGUUCAGGCAGGAGUGGGCUGUGGGCAAGGGUGAAGUGACAGCCCUCAGAUCCCCUCCUCAGCCUUGACCUCUCAGCAGCCUCCUCUAGGCAAGUCCCAGGCUCUGGGUACCCACAUGGCCUGCUGUCUGGGAUCACACAGCUCCUAAAUCUCCAAAACCAUGAAGUUGCUUCAUUCAUGGAACUGGGGAGAUGCUGUUUCCAAACAGCAAGACAGGGAGCAGGGAGAAGCACUGAGGUCCUCAUUGCUCCCCAGCUCUGCCUUCCAGAUUCACAGGAGCGGGACCCUCCAGGAAAUGAAAGGAGAGGGCCUGUGCUCAGCCAGCUUCUUCUAGCCAAGCCCUCCCUAGCUCUGCCUCCCAUCCGUGUACUGACGGUACCUGGGCUCCAGCCUAAGGAGGGCUAGCCAUGACCCAGGAGUUUAAGGACUUGAGCUGGGGGGAAGUAUCUACCUGGCCAGGUCUUCCCAGUAUGGGACCAGAAAAGUGGGGAGAGGGGAAGUAGAGCCAGGGAAGAGGUUAUAUGGACCCAGAUGGUCCAGGAAUGAAUCCAUGCCUUGCCUUGUACCCCGAACCACAAGUGUUUGUGCCUUGAGCUGGGGAGGCAGCCCUUGGGACCAGCACCCCUAGGGAGAAGGGGCAGCAAGAAUCAUCUCUGCAUCUCAGGUUCCUCCCUGGGGUGGGAAAAGCCUGGCAUCUCUUGAGUCCCCAUUUGGAGCAGAGAAGAGGUCUGAGAUGAGGCCCCUGCUGCCUCCUCACUAUUUGCAAUCCAUGUAAAUAUCAAUAAAUUCUUUGGAAGAGCCACGGA
This is a messenger RNA of Meriones unguiculatus (Mongolian gerbil), 6802 nucleotides long. It is a transcript of the gene Wdr81, whose product is annotated as WD repeat domain 81. NCBI's taxonomy places the organism in Eukaryota, Metazoa, Chordata, Mammalia, Rodentia, Muridae. Gene Ontology annotation, biological process: aggrephagy. Bases 190 to 5997 code for a protein of 1935 amino acids. The record is from RefSeq and is a predicted model, not a curated record. Gene Ontology annotation, molecular function: phosphatidylinositol 3-kinase regulator activity; protein binding. Gene Ontology annotation, cellular component: mitochondrion. The transcript is spliced from 10 exons.